Drosophila ficusphila is the source of this 2225-nucleotide messenger RNA. RefSeq lists its product as uncharacterized. The record is from RefSeq and is a predicted model, not a curated record. Gene Ontology annotation, cellular component: axoneme; ciliary basal body. The transcript has 4 exons. NCBI's taxonomy places the organism in Eukaryota, Metazoa, Arthropoda, Insecta, Diptera, Drosophilidae. Bases 113 to 2203 code for a protein of 696 amino acids. Gene Ontology annotation, biological process: cilium assembly.
UCUACUGUUUAGUUGUGUUUCUUGUUUUUUGUUUUCUUUUUAGUUUUACACGUUUUUCAUCGUGCGGUUUCUGCACGUAUUUCUGCGCAACUAGUUCAUCAGUUUUUCAAAAAUGGUAAAGCCAAAAAAAUCAAACAUUGCAGGCGGAUUCUCUGAUCAGAGCAUAAAAUCUCUUGGGAAAGACGGUCAGCGGGCACAAAAGGUUUCCAAAGUCGUGAAGGAUGUCGAAAAUGCAGAGUCGUUUUCGAACUUUGUCAGUACAAAAAGAUCGCAGGCCAGCUUGGGCACUCGGAGCCCAAGUAUUCCAUCCGACGAGUUUUUCCCAUCCCCAACUCCCAGUGCUGUCUCUCCACAGCUGAAGGCCAAAAAGUCGAAAUCUUUCAUCAGACUAAAGGUGAGUAAAUCACUGACCUCGAUAGCUUCAAGAAAACAUACGUCCUCGGCUUUAACAAACCGGAGUUCUGAUGGGAGCGACCAGCCUUGGCAAAUUUAUAAGAUCAUCAAAAAGGAAUCAAGUGAAAAGGUUCAAUUCGAGCAAAGUAAAAGUUUUGAAAUAUCUAGUUCUUCGGAAAGUGAGUUUGUCGAUGAGGAGGGUUUUGCACCAGGAGAGAAUGACAGCAGUUUUCACACGGAGCUCAGCUCUUUGUUUAAAUCUGAUGGCCGAAUGAGUGCAUCCUCCGACUCGAACAUCAGGAUGCGAUUCAACCUACUCGAUGGCAUCAGGAAUCUGCCCGAUUUGGACGAGAUUAGUGCCCGCUCGAGCUCAGAACACGAUUUGAAGCGGUCGGAAAGCGAUAUGGACCUCGGAAAGUUCCGGAACCCUUUGACAUACAGCUCCUCCCUCACUUAUACGGAUGGCACAUUGGCCACAGACCAAUACGAUGAAGCUAUGGACGACACAAUGUUUCCGAUGUCCGAUGAAUCCGAUGCACAAGGUCUGGCUAUGAUUUCGUCCUCCGAACUGGAAUCAGACGACGACAUCGAUUGGGGAUCGGAGAACAAACAAGACAAAUCGAGUAUCGUACCGGAAUUCGCUGAUAUUACAAUCGGGUCCGUAGAAUCUAUUCCCAAGCGAGUUCGCCAGACCGUUUGUGUCGAUAGCAUUUGCGAAAACGUUCUGACCGAGAUAGUCGAUCAAGUGGUGGAGAAUUUAGAAAACGAAGACCUUGUGAGAAGGAAGAAUCUGGACAAGGGCAAGCUCUUGGAUCGACUUCGCGAGGAAGUCGAUGACCACUUCUGGGAGAAGUACGAGAACGACUUUCUAACCAAACGAAUGACCGAAUACUAUCUGCGCCGCUUCAAGUAUUCCCUGAUAACGCCGAGCACCACUUCCGAGCUCAACGACGCCUAUCGAGGGCGGUACAUGAGUGCCCUUUACGAACUGGACCGCUGGAUGCUGAAAGAACGGGAGGCCGAGGAACUCCUUCUGGCGGAAAGGGAUCGACUGAACACGGAGUUCGAGCAGAAAAAAUCUGAGGAAACUGAACAAUUCGAACGGCUGGAGAAGCUAUUCAGAAACACCAUUUAUGGUCGUGCCGCACCUUCAGAUCGCCUUCAAAAUGUUACCGAAGGGCUCCUACGACAAAUGAGGAAAAAGCGCGAUGCAAUCUCUGAGACGCGCACAGUUUUGAUCGUAAAGCAGCACAACUAUGCAUACAUUAAGAAGAAAAUCAAUAACACAGAUACCCUAUCUGGAGAGGUAAAAAUAGAUACGUAUCUUUCCACCGAACAAGGUGUUCAGGAUUUGGCAAAUACUUUGCAUAAUAGAAACGAAGAGCUGAACCGAAUGUAUACCCUGGUCAAAAACAAAAUUCACACAAUUUCACAUAUGAGAUGCAGACGCAAGUUGCUAGGUCAAAAGUUUCGGGUAGCCAAAGUCGAGCUGCUUGAAAGGCGAGGACAACUUUUGGCGUUGCGUGAUCGAGUUCACGAGAGCAAUGUACUACACAACAAACUUCGGGCCAAAAUCCAACAGGCUCGCUUCAAAAGUGGCCUAAAAUCGUAUCCCAAGUUGUUAGCUGACUUCGAUCAAACGAAGAAAUUAGUGCUGAUGAAGCGGAAUGAUGUAAAACAACUGAAGAAACAACAAGACAAUCUGAUAAAAAAAGUAGACAAAAUAGAAUUGGAGAUUCAAGAAUCUUGUUUUAGUAUCCAAUCAAAAGGUACACCUAAAAAAAAACGAAUGCAGUACCGAAAUAAAUAAAUCAAAGAGUAAUUGAAACAUG